Trachymyrmex septentrionalis is the source of this 566-nucleotide messenger RNA. RefSeq lists its product as uncharacterized. NCBI's taxonomy places the organism in Eukaryota, Metazoa, Arthropoda, Insecta, Hymenoptera, Formicidae. The transcript is spliced from 2 exons. The coding region runs from base 49 to 507 and encodes 152 amino acids. The record is from RefSeq and is a predicted model, not a curated record.
ACUUGGAGUCAAAUUGAAAUCAGAUAUCGCGCGAGAUUUAGUCAACCAAUGGCAGACCAUUGGGUAAUUUUAGUUGUAUGGUGCACAGAGACUGCGCUACAUUGCGGGAUGCUGUAUAAUCAAUACUGUCAUGCUCCGGACCAAAAAGCGGAAUCGAGAAACUGCAUGUCAUCUAACAACAUCAUGAAAACUGAAAGACAUACUUGUGCGCCACAUAUCGAUGAUUUACCCGUGGGAGAAUCAAUCGAGGAGAUUGCCGAAUCUGUAGAUGAGUUACGAGAGAAGCUCGCCAAUAUGAAGAAGCUCAUGAUAGAGCGAAAGGGCACUACACUGGGAGAGAUCAGUGCUCGGAAAAGGAAAGAGGCUUCUAAUAUGAUAGAUGGCAAUCUUUUGUCCUGGAUCUUUGGAUUGGCUCUUAUGGGAAUCCUAAUUGUUAGCUCCUAUGCUUUUUAUAAUCUGUAUUAUGCAGUACUAAAGAGAUUCCCAUCCCAUCAUACUGAACUAUAAAAAGUGGGCGUAGAAUAAAAAGGAGCGAAACCAAAAAUUUUCGCAAAUUCUUAACAUUA